Messenger RNA from Exophiala spinifera, 792 nucleotides. RefSeq lists its product as uncharacterized. Bases 1 to 792 code for a protein of 263 amino acids. Lineage: Eukaryota; Fungi; Ascomycota; Eurotiomycetes; Chaetothyriales; Herpotrichiellaceae. Gene Ontology annotation, cellular component: proteasome core complex. The record is from RefSeq and is a predicted model, not a curated record. The transcript is spliced from 2 exons.
AUGGCUUCCCUACUCAAUACCGGAGCUAUGCCCUCAGAUCAGCCUGGCUACUCGUUCUCAAACUCUGCCGCUGCUACUGAUGCAGCCGGAACGAAGCAACACGCUUUCUACCCAUACACGGACAAUGGCGGUUCAACAUUAGGAAUCACUGGCGCUGACUUUGCUAUCCUCGCUGGUGAUACGCGAUCGACCUCCGGCUACAACAUCAACACCCGCUACGAACCAAAGCUCUUCCGCAUUGGAGAUGAAGAAGACUCAUCACGUAUCGUUCUGUCGGUGGUUGGCUUUGCAGCAGACGGACAUGCGUUGAAAGAACGGCUCGAUGCGAUUGCAAAGAUGUACAAGUACCAACAUGGCAAACCCAUGAGUGUCAAGGCGUGCGCACAGCGACUUUCCACGAUCCUCUACCAGAAGCGAUUCUUUCCAUAUUACGUCCAUGCAAUCCUCGGUGGUCUAGAUGAGGACGGAAAGGGAGCAUUGUACAGCUACGAUCCGGUUGGUAGCUACGAGCGGGAACAGUGUCGAGCUGCUGGUGCAGCGGCCAGUUUGAUCAUGCCUUUCCUGGACAACCAGGUCAACUACAAAAAUCAAUAUAUUCCGGCCUCAGGAUAUGGACACGAAUUGCAACAAAGACCAAUCGAAAGUCUGCCGAAAGACGUCGUGGUGGGACUGGUCAAGGAUGCCUUCUCAAGCGCCACUGAGCGACACAUCGAAGUUGGUGACGGUCUUCAGAUGUUCAUCAUCACGAAGGAUGGGAUUCAAGAAACAUUCACGCCUCUCAAGAGGGACUAG